AUGCUAAAUAUAUUGUACUUUCAUGUAAAAACAUCUUUUAACGAGAUAAGAAAGUUAUAAAAUACCGUCUAAAGCUGAUACAAUACAGUCGGCAACUGCGUUUGUUCGCGAAGAAGAUUAUAAAUUGAUUUUGUAAACAAAGUAUCAAAAGUUAAUAGUUGAAAAAUGGAGACAUCAUUUUUGAUACGGACAUAUCUAAUAUGCUUUAGCAUUUCGUCGUUAAUACUGCAAAUAAUUGGAUUAACGGGACAUAACUGGUUUGGAUUUUCUUUAACUAUGAACACAGAUGGGAUCAAUGUGACAGGAAAAAUGCACGGCGGUUUAUUUCACUUUUCACCAUUAGAGAUUUGCGAGGGGAAUCAAACAGUUUGUAAAACACCUGAUCUUUAUUUACCCGAAGAGAGAAAGACAUUUGAUGAACUAAAUAGGAAAUUUUCACAGAUACUGCUUAUCCUUAGAAGUUUGGUUAUUACUGGAAUUACAACUUCAUCCUGUGGUAUUAUCCUGCUGUAUCUAUAUCUAUUUACUUCCAAGAAACCAAAGAUUCUACUUUGCACCGGUACCGCUUCUGCCAUCUCGUGGAUGUUUACAGCUCUACCGGAAUUGACUGCAGUUGGUGUACAGAUUUAUGUCAAUCUGAACAUAAAAAAGUCUGUCAACAUUAUGCCAAAUAGUGGACAAAAUCAUGAAGAAGACAAUCUGCAAGCAACAUUUAUUACACCAUGGGAUGUUACAAUAGUAGGUGUUGGUGCCGCCUUAGCAUUUGUUGUUGGAGUCAUUGUUUUCUUGACAACUUUUGAAAAAUUAAGAAAUAAUACUGUGAUACGGUUUAGAAAAUCUUCACUAGGUAAUGAUGAGAUCAGAAUUAUAGAUAAUAAUGAGGAAAAUACAGAUGAGGAAGAAAUUUGAAAAUGAAUUGGAAGGUCUUCCAUGUUUGCAACUGAGUAAAGAACAUAAGUGACAUCAGUAUGCAUUUGCUAUUUUAUACUGUACUUUUAAUACUAAAGUAUUGUGCUUUUACUACUUAAACCUGAUUGCUUAGCUACUUGACUCAUUGGUUCAUGGUCCAUUUAUUACUUUAACCAUGUACUUUUGCCACUUUUCCGAUUUAUACAUUAUUCUAUAUAUUCGUUAAGGAUAAAUAUUUUAUCCAACACAGCACUGGAUUAGGGCUUCCUUAGACUUCUUUUUGUGUAAUAGAGGUUUUCAAGGCAGACAAUUCAUCAACUGUAUAAAUAAAUCGAUUUCUGGAAGUUUUUUUUUCUCGACAGCUCCAUUGCAAGGUAGACGUCAAAAUUAUUUACAUUUCUUGAAUUGUAAGUUUAAUAAUUAUUUUAUUUAUGAAAAACAAAACCAACUAAAUAAAUGUUGUUUUUUUGUCAUCUAUGAACAUUUUUAAAAGUACUAAAUUGAUAUGAAAAAAUCUCUAGUGACAAUUUCUGCUUUAAUUUUGAAUCCGAAGCAUAUGGCGGCU
Messenger RNA from Mercenaria mercenaria, 1474 nucleotides. RefSeq lists its product as uncharacterized. The record is from RefSeq and is a predicted model, not a curated record. The coding region runs from base 166 to 909 and encodes 247 amino acids. The transcript has 4 exons. Lineage: Eukaryota; Metazoa; Mollusca; Bivalvia; Venerida; Veneridae.